This is a messenger RNA of Galleria mellonella (greater wax moth), 3124 nucleotides long. RefSeq lists its product as uncharacterized. The coding region runs from base 324 to 1829 and encodes 501 amino acids. Gene Ontology annotation, molecular function: peptidyl-prolyl cis-trans isomerase activity. Gene Ontology annotation, biological process: protein peptidyl-prolyl isomerization. The transcript has 2 exons. The record is from RefSeq and is a predicted model, not a curated record. Lineage: Eukaryota; Metazoa; Arthropoda; Insecta; Lepidoptera; Pyralidae.
AAGCUCGGUGCGGAAACGAGAAACAACAUGGCGUGUGUACACAAAACGUAAAAUGAUGUGGCACUCCACAUCGAUUUCAAAAUUUUAGUUAAUUUAUUUAGUUUUAAUCCGAGCCGGACGAAACGGCGAUCGCAUAUCGUAAAAUGUGAUCGAAUCGACCGAAACACACGCAGGCGGACGGCACAAUAGAGCGCGAUACUCGAGGGCGAUAUUCUAAAGUACAAAGUUCCGCACAACCCCCCGAUGUCGCGAGAGAUCGGCGACAAGACGUAGCCGCCCCGACAGCGACGCAGGCGGCCCGGCCUCCGCCCUCCUCAUCCGAGAUGGCGACGUCUCCGCUCGGCGAGAUAGAGGAGCUCACGCUCUGCUCGUGCUGCAAACGCGCCUUCGACGAAACCGAGAGGCCGCCCAAGCUGCUCGCCUGCAAACACCACUUCUGCCUGUUGUGCGCGCGCACCGUGCUCGGCAAGGGCCGCGAGGUAUACUGCGUGCACUGCUGGAAGCGCACCGAGCUGCCCGACGGGCGCGCCGAGGCGCUGCCCACGCACGGCGCCGUGCUGGCGCUGGCGCGGCGGCUGGCGGGCGGCGGCGCGCGGCCCGAGGAGCUGGGCGCGUGCGGCGCGCACGCGCUGCCGGCGCUGUGGUGCACGGCGUGCGGCGCGCGCGCCUGCCGCGCCUGCGCGCAGCACGCGCCGCACGCCGCCGCGCUGCGCCCGCCGCCCGAGGCGCGCGCGCUGCUGGCCCGCGAGCGCCGCGACCUGCUGGCCGACCUCGCGCGCCUGGCCGCGCGCCAGCGGGACCUGCUGCUGCGCGCGCUCGACGCCGCCACGGCGCUCAAGCUGCGCCUCGAGGCCGAGCUGGCCGCGCCGCCGCGCCCGCCCGCCGCCGCCGCCGCCGCCGCCGCCGCCGCCGCCGCCUCGCUCGCGGCCGCGGCGGCCGAGCGCGACCGCCUGCGCGCGCGCCACGCCGAGGCCACGCUGCAGUGCCGCCUCGACGACCUCAUCCGCUCCGCGACCGUGCCGCUCGACUUCGAGCUGCUGCGGCGCGCGCUCGCCGGCCUCGGCGCGGCCGAGACGCCGCCGCCGCCGCCGCCGGACCGCCGCGACCCGGUGCUCUUCCUCGCCAACUACUGCACGGCCCAGCUGUACGCGCGGCACUUCCUCGCGCGCCGGUCGCGCCCGCAGCCCGACGGGGACGGGCUCGAGGCGCUCGACGGCGGCGGCGCGUUCGAGUGCGACUCGGGCGGCGAGGCGACCGCGUCGCCGACCACGACCCCGACGACGACGGCGACGUCGACGAUCGGCUCGCCGCUGCUGCGCAACCCGAGCGCGUACCCGCUGUUCUACUUCAACUUGGAGGUGAACGGGUCGCCGUUCGGGCGCAUCGUGAUCGAAGUGCGCAGCGACGUGGCGCCGCGGAUGGCUCGCAACUUCACCGUGCUAGCGACGGGCGAACUCGGCAUCGGAUACCGUGGCUGUGCCGUUUUCCAGUGCUGGGAGAACGAGAGCGUCAUCACCGGCGACUUCGAGCUGAACAACGGGCGCGGCGGCCGCUCCGUGUUCGAGGAGAGCUACUUCAUGCCGGACGACACGAAGAUGGUGGCGGUGCGCGGGUCGGUGGGCAUGCGCCGCUCCCAGAAACGGCACGACAACCUCGGCCUGGUGGGCUCGCAGUUCCGCAUAGUGCUGCGCGAGAUGCGCGGCUUCACAGCUAUCUUUGCGUUCGUGGUGGAGGGGCUAGAGCUGGUGGACCGCCUGUCCCGGACGGGCGAUAGUGCCGGCAAGCCUCACAGCACCAUCCUCAUCUCGAGCUGCGGUAAGCUCAACUAGACGCUCCUCUCGAAUUCUCCUUUUCUGCCUCUCGUCGCAUCGGUGCAUAUCACUCUCUCACAAAUUCCGAUCUCUCGCGAUCAAAGUACCUUAUAUUUCUACUCCGUCGGACCAACGUUUUACUUUCGUGUGUACUCGCACCGUGAGAUAUUUUUAUACGUGUAGGAAAAAGAUUUUGAAGUAUUUACGCGACUUAUUCGAAGUUCAUCGGCUCGAGCUUGUGUAGUUGUUCGUUUGCAUAAUGUAUACAAUCGGCGGAUCGCUCACCGCAGACGGUAGCGCGGCCGGCGACAGGGAUGCACUCGGCGCUCCGAACGUUUCGUCCGCGUUUAGAUAAUUACUACCUUCGCGCCGUUCUGUUACUCGUCUUAUUAGCUACUAGUGGGCCUAGACUCGGUAUUAUCUCAUUAUAAAUGAAUAUAUUUUUGUUAUAAGCGCGAGGCGUCGCGUCGACCGUCGACCGGCGAGUCGUCGCGCCUCGUCGCAGGCUAAUUUUAUAAGUUGUGACGUUUCGAUCGUAUGUGUGUCAAUAUAAAUGUUAAAUAAUUUAGAGAAUAUAUUUUAGCUAGGGAUGCCGCGAGCGGCGGGCUACUCGUAUUCGUGUUUGUACAUAAGCAUAGGUCGGUCGUUAUUUAACAUUAUAGAUUAUUAUAUUUACAAGCAAACGUUACCUCUCGGAAACAAGCGGCGGAGGAGACGAUAAAUUACUAUAACACGAAUUAUUACAAAUUUUCCGGAAGUUUUACAAGACUGUGAUGAUAACCGUAGGUAGCGGAGCUAGCGGGGGCGGCGGGGCCUCCUACCGGUCAGUGCCUGCUUAUAUCGGAUAUAUUUACUACUUAAUGUUAACGACGUGCUCCUCGUUCCUUCCCCCCUGGCCGCGGCGGCAGGGGGCGCGCGCGGCGGCGCUCGCGGCGCUCGCGGCGCGCUCGUACUCGUUAAGUUUAUUUUUCUAUUUUACCAAAGUUUAUAUAGGCGUGUUGCGAUGUUCGUGUAUAGCUUGUUCGUGCCGCGUGGCGGCUGCGUGGCGGCUGCGUGGCCACCACGCACCACUGUAGUCGGGCGCGCCGCACGGCGGCCGCCCCGCUCUAGACAUGUUGUAAUUCGUGUUGACUAUAUUCAUAUUAUAUUGUAGCAGCGUUUUAUUUUCUCGAUAUAUAGUUUAUAUGACGUGGUGUGGUAUGCCGGUGGCGUCCGCGGUCGCGGCGGCCGCGGGCUUGUUAAUGUUACGUGUACGCGCAUAUUACUAUGUCCGAAGCGAAUUCGUGAUAAAUAAAUAAGUCUAUGGAGCAGUA